Dictyostelium purpureum is the source of this 1647-nucleotide messenger RNA. RefSeq lists its product as uncharacterized. Bases 1 to 1647 code for a protein of 548 amino acids. The transcript has a single exon. The record is from RefSeq and is a predicted model, not a curated record. NCBI's taxonomy places the organism in Eukaryota, Evosea, Eumycetozoa, Dictyosteliales, Dictyosteliaceae.
AUGGUUGAUUAUAAUAAAAGUGAAAAAAAUUUUGAAAUAUUAUUUUUUAAAGUUUAUCGAAAUAAAUAUUUAAAUCAUAAAAUAUAUACACAUCUAUCACUAUUUAGAGAGUAUAGAAAAAUUGAAUUAAAUUUAGAUCCAAUAGAAAUUUUAAAGUAUAGAGAAUAUUUUAGUUAUAUACAAGAAAUAAAAUAUAAUGGAACUUUGGAGUUACCAUUAAGCAGGUUCUCAUUUCCAAUAUUAAAAACAAUUGAAAUUGGACGAUUUUCAAAAACACCACCAGAAAAUAUAUCAUAUCUUACUUCAAUAGAUCCAGCAUCAGUACCAAAUAGUGUUGAUACAAUCAUAUUUCCACUUGAUGAAGAUAUCAACGUUACUUGUUUAAGAAAUUUUCCAGAUUCUAUUAAAACAUUUAAAAAUGUUAAGUUUUUAAAUCAAAAUGAUUAUUAUAUUCCUUCAGGUGUUACAAGUUUAACAUUUAAUUCAACCAUUGGUUUUUGGAACAUCAAAGAUUUUUUCCCACCAACAUUAACUUUUCUAGACCUUGGAUUAGCUUGGGCAUAUACUAGUGUUAUAGGUAUCCUUCCACAAUCUAUGAAAACCUUGAAAGUAAGAACACAGAUAUAUGAUGAAUCAAUAUUUCCCUCAUCAUUAACAGAUUUAACAAUGUCACAAGUACCAAAAUUAAUCGGACUAUAUCCAAAAAAUUUAAAGAAAUUAUCAAUUAUUAGUACAGUUCAUAGUGAUUUGAAUUUAAACUCACUGAAUGGUUUGAAUAGUUUGGAAAUAUUAGAACUAGAUACAAAUUCACUUUUAUUAGAAAUAAACUCAGUUCCACAAUCAGUAACAAUAUUAAAUAUCAAAACAGCUUCAUUUCAUAAUUUGUAUAGAGAUAUGUUACCAAAAUCUUUAAAAUCACUAAAAAUUAAUGUUUAUGUAGACUCAUUUAGAAUUAUAUCAUUACCAGUUGGGUUGUUGGAAUUAAAUUGUAUAUCAAGUGGUUUAAAAGAUCUGGAUGUUGGUUUACUGCCAGAGAGUCUAACUUCUCUAUGUUUGGGUAAAAAAAAAAAUAAAGGAUUCAACAAACCUAUCAAAGAUGGUUACCUACCAAAUUAUUUAAAGUCGUUAGAUUUUGGAGAAUUCAAUCAACAAAUUAAUUAUCUACCUCAUUCAUUAGUGAAUUUGAAUUUUGGUGAGUUUUUUAAUAAACAAAUCAUCCCAAAUUCAUUACCAUCUAAUGUGGAAAAAAUUGUAUUCUCUCCAUUAUUUAAUCAAAAACUAUUGUUAAAUUCACUUCCUUUGAAACUGGUCCACUUGGAGUUUGGUAAUAAUUUUAAUAAUCAAAUACCUGUUGACAUUUUACCGCAAUCUUUAAAAACUUUGAUUUUUGGAAAUAGAUUCAAUCAACUAUUUUUACCUGGAUCCCUGCCUUCUUCAAUUUCAAAAUUAAUUAUUGGAAACAAAGGGUCUAUUACAGCUAGUUGCUUUAAUAAUCCCAUCAAUGAAAAUGUAUUGCCACAAACAUUAAAACAUUUUGAAUUAAAUUGUCCUCGCUAUUCUCACCCAAUUAAUGAAUCAUUUUUACCAAGUUCAUUAAGAAUUUUUAUUGUUUCAGAUAAUAUCAUAAAAAAUGAUCGUGUUUUUUAA